AUGUCUGACAGUGAACAACCUAAAUGUCCGGUGGAUCAUUCCACUAGAAGCUCCUGGUUAUCCAAAUUAACCGGUGAUAAAAAAGAACAACCCAAAGCAGCACCACCUCCAGUUUCGGAAGAACCAUCUUGCCCCGUUGAUCACAAUGCUAGAUCCGUGUGGGCCAAUAGUGUAUCGGUUCAAGUAACGGCUCCUGAAGCUAUUGAAACCACGGGUACAUGUGAUUCAUCCAAGAUACCAAAUACAUUAGAAGACACAACAACUACAAAUAUAGAUCUUCCUGGAGAAAGAGAACUUAGUUCCAUACCUCGCACAUCAUCAAAUACUAAUUGGAUUUAUCCUUCCCAAAAACAAUUUUUCGAAGCUAUGAAGAGAAAGAAUUGGGAUCCUCAACAAGAAGAUAUGAAAGUUAUAGUACCUAUACACAAUUUAGUUAAUGAAAGAGCUUGGAAACAUAUAUUGAUGUGGGAAAAACCUUAUGCCGAAGACACACAACAAAAAUGUGGUGGGAUCACUUUAACCAGUUUCAAAGGAGAUCUGAAAAAGUUAACUCCUAGAGCUUGGUUGAAAAGUAUAUUUGGAUAUGAUAAACCAUUUGAUCGUCAUGAUUGGUUAAUUAAUCGUUGUGGAGUUGAAGUAGAAUAUGUGAUUGAUUUUUAUACUGGUCAAAAUAGUCAAGUUUACUUGGAUGUUAGACCCAAAUUAAACACUUUAGAAGGUAUUAAAAUGAGAUUUGGUAGACCAUUUGGAUUCUAA
Molecule: messenger RNA, 756 nt
Organism: Candida albicans SC5314
Lineage: Eukaryota; Fungi; Ascomycota; Pichiomycetes; Serinales; Debaryomycetaceae
Gene: CYT2
Product: cytochrome c1 heme lyase
Exons: 1
Coding region: 1-756 (251 amino acids)
Biological process (GO): cytochrome c-heme linkage
Cellular component (GO): mitochondrion
Molecular function (GO): holocytochrome-c synthase activity
Source: RefSeq, a predicted model, not a curated record